Colletotrichum paranaense is the source of this 2403-nucleotide messenger RNA. RefSeq lists its product as uncharacterized. The transcript is spliced from 7 exons. Bases 1 to 2403 code for a protein of 800 amino acids. Gene Ontology annotation, biological process: spliceosomal snRNP assembly. The record is from RefSeq and is a predicted model, not a curated record. Gene Ontology annotation, molecular function: RNA binding; oxidoreductase activity. NCBI's taxonomy places the organism in Eukaryota, Fungi, Ascomycota, Sordariomycetes, Glomerellales, Glomerellaceae.
AUGCUUCUAUCUCUUGUGUUCCUCGCUACCGCCGCAGCGGCCAUACCCUCUCCACCGGCCUACGACUAUGGCUUCGAAGCGGCCAAAGUGGUCAAGCGCCAGACACAGGAUCCAAUCAUUGUCACCAAGCUGCCUUCCAUAAACGGAACUAUUCCUAACCGCCCCGACAUCAGAGAGUUGAAGGAGAACCCCUUCAAGUGGAAUCUCUUCCUCCUUGCUUCAAGCAUGUUUCAGUUUACGAAUCAAAGCGAACAGCUAUCGUGGUAUCAGAUCGCAGCAGGUAUUCACGGCGUUCCUUUUGUCCCCUGGAACGGCGUGCCCGGCGUACCGGGAGGCGAAGAAAGGGGCUACUGCACCCACAUGUCCAUUCUCUUCCCAUCGUGGCAUCGCGCAUAUCUUGCUUUGUACGAGCAAAUUCUCUUUCAACUCAUACAGAUGAUUGCCUCGUGGUUCCCAGACCCCACGGAACGAGCUUACUACCAAGCCGCUGCGAUAGACUUUCGAAUCCCAUACUGGGACUGGGCUACUACACCGCCGCUCGGAGAAAGCGUCUACUUGUCUGAAUUCGAGCAGCCUGCAAUUCAAGUGUAUGGCCCUAACGGAUGGCAGACCAUUGCCAACCCAUUAUACAGCUACAAGUUCCGGCCGCUGGACCCGCAGGUGUUUUCCCAAGGCGAUUUUCCCCAUUGGACAGAGACAAUGAGAGCUCCCUUCGAGACAACGGACAACCAAAGCAUAGCGCACUCGAUCGAGCAUGCCAGACCUGCACUUCAGCAACGACUCUAUACUCUCCUUUCCAAUUACAAGGACUUUGAACCCUUUAGUAACAAAUUCUGGGGGAUGGCGUCAAAUCAGACGCAGUACGACUCAGUGGAGGCCUUGCACGAUGCAAUGCACGUGUUGGUGGGCGACCGCGGCCAUCUGUAUUACAUUCAGUAUUCAGCAUUCGAUCCGGUGUUCUUCUUGCACCAUGCCAUGGUGGAACGAAUAGUCGCCAUGUGGCAAGUUCUGUAUCCUACCGCCUGGGUCACUUCUCAAGCCGCAAUGGAGCCUUCCUUUACCAUGUCGUCAGGGACCGUUCAAAAUUGGCUCACGGAACUAAAGCCAUUCUAUGCGGACGCCAAUGGCACCUUUUGGAACUCGGCGAUGGCCAGAGACACUACGGCCUUCGGAUAUGCGUACGCAGAAACGAAUCCGAGUCUGGGAAUCCACAAGUCUGAGGAACAAGCUCGCCUCAUAGCAACUAUCAACAGACUAUACGGCUCAUCUAGCCCCUCAGGUCUGGCCCGGAAGCAACGGAGAGUAGCGUCCAAAAGAAAGGGGGGGCCGCUAUCCCAAGUUCGAAAGGGAACUACUUCAAAGCAUGUGCUAGACUUUUCACAAGACCCUGACCUUGAGACCAAAGUAGCGACCGAGGACGACAUGUACACCGAAUGGGUCGCCAAUAUUCAUGUUCAGAAUGGAGCAUUGAAUGGCUCGUUUGCAAUCCAUUUCUUCCUAGGUGAAGUUCCCGAAGAAGCCCCUUCUUGGGCAUCUGCACCGAAUCUCGUCGGAUCAAUGAGCGUAUUUGCGAUGAAGAACAUGGGUUCAGGCAACCAUGUGUCCGGAACAGUUCCUCUGACAUCGGCCUUGAUGCACAUGGUCUGGGCGAGAACUAUCUCAGGGCUUGAACCCGAUGAGAUCGUACCAUUUCUCGAAGAACAUCUCCAAGUUAGGAUUGUCGCGGAAGGAUCGAUUGAAGUUGAAGCGACAAAGAUAGAUAGCCUACACAUCCAGAUCGCAAGCGCUCGUGUUCAAGCAACUAGACACGAGUGGGAACUUCCAAAAUGGGGGCCGAUGGUGGAGAGCUACCAGUCACGUGGACUGAGACUAAAGACUCACCUUGAGCGUGGACCCACUUCCCAGAAACGGGAUAGCAGCUUUUCCGAAGCUUCAGCCUUCCGUCACCCAGAACUGCCAACCUCAGUCGCGAGGUCUCGCAUCCAGUCGUCUUUGCAUUUGACGAACGCUCAACACACGAACGCCGCCGCCAAAAUGAAACUCGUCAGAUUUUUGAUGAAAUGCGCCAAUGAGACGGUGACAAUCGAACUCAAGAAUGGCACCAUCGUUCACGGCACCAUCACCUCGGUCUCGCCGCAGAUGAAUACGGCGCUGCGCACAGUCAAGAUGACACCGCGGGGCCAGGACGCCGUCUCGCUCGAUACCAUGAACAUCCGCGGCUCGACGAUCCGAUACUUUAUCCUGCCCGACUCGCUGCCUCUCGACACACUGCUCAUCGACGACCAACCGAAGCCCAAGAACAAGGCGCGCAAGGAGGCGGAGCGCGGCGGCCCCGUCCGCGGAGGAAGAGGCGGCCCCAGAGGAAGAGGCCGUGGUCGGGGACGCGGUCGCGGACGUGGUUGA